Vitis riparia (riverbank grape) is the source of this 2614-nucleotide messenger RNA. Its product is annotated as transcription factor MYC2-like. Gene Ontology annotation, biological process: regulation of DNA-templated transcription. NCBI's taxonomy places the organism in Eukaryota, Viridiplantae, Streptophyta, Magnoliopsida, Vitales, Vitaceae. Bases 197 to 2188 code for a protein of 663 amino acids. The record is from RefSeq and is a predicted model, not a curated record. The transcript has a single exon. Gene Ontology annotation, molecular function: DNA-binding transcription factor activity; protein dimerization activity; transcription cis-regulatory region binding. Gene Ontology annotation, cellular component: nucleus.
CCAAAUUCCCCUCCCCGACCACCACCACUUAUCACCACCUCCAUCACCCCACCGCUCCAUUCAUACCACCACUUUCUCUAUCCCUCUGCCUCUGCCACUGCCACUGCCACUGAAGUGGUAUUUCACCGCUAAACCCCUUUUCACAGCAGAGAAUUUAAAUUUCCUCUUAUCAGUCGUGGUUUUUCCGGUGUAUGGAAUGACGGAAUAUCGUGUGCCAACCAUGAAUCUGUGGACCGACGAUAACGCUUCUAUGAUGGAGGCUUUUAUAAGCUCUGAUCUCUCUUCCUUUAGUUGGGGGCCAUCCUCCGCUGCUUCUACGUCUACUCCUGCGCCUGACCCCUCAAGGAAUCUCGCCCAAUCUCAGCCUUCCAUGGCCGUCUUCAACCAGGAGACCCUCCAGCAGCGACUUCAAGCCCUAAUUGAAGGCGCCCGAGAGAGCUGGACCUACGCAAUUUUUUGGCAGUCCAGCGUUGAUUUCUCGGGUGCCUCUUUGUUAGGAUGGGGUGACGGCUACUAUAAAGGUGAGGAAGAUAAAGGGAAGAGGAAGAUGACCCCGUCGUCUGUUUCCGAGCAGGAACACCGGAAGAAAGUGCUCCGGGAGCUGAAUUCGCUCAUUUCUGGGACGGUGUCGUCGUCGGACGACGCUGUCGAUGAGGAGGUCACCGACACCGAGUGGUUCUUCCUUGUAUCGAUGACUCAGUCGUUUGUGAACGGCGCUGGGUUGCCGGGUCAGGCGCUCUUCAACUCGAGUCCGGUGUGGGUUGUCGGAACCGAACGGCUCAUGAGUUCUCCUUGCGAGAGAGCCCGGCAGGCGCAGGUGUUCGGGUUACAGACUAUGGUUUGUAUACCAUCGGCUAACGGCGUCGUCGAACUGGGCUCCACCGAAUUGAUUUACCAGAGCUCAGAUCUGAUGAACAAGGUUAGAGUUUUGUUCAAUUUCAAUAACCUUGAAGUUGGUUCAUGGCCGAUCGGAGCCGCCGCUCCCGACCAGGGCGAGAGCGAUCCUUCGUCGCUCUGGAUCUCCGAUCCGACCUCUAAUGUCGAAAUCAAGGAUUCUGUGAAUACUACAGCUACUGGAGCUUCCAAUCCCAUUGGUAAUCAGCAGAAUUCCAAGUCAAUUCAAUUUGAGAACCCUAGCUCAAGUAGUUUAACUGAAAACCCUAGUAUUAUGCAUAAUCCUCAGCAGCAACAGCAGAUUCACACGCAGGGUUUUUUCACUAGGGAGUUGAAUUUCUCGGAAUUUGGAUUUGAUGGAAAUAAUGGGAGAAAUGGUAACUUGCAUUCCCUGAAGCCCGAGUCUGGGGAAAUUUUGAAUUUUGGAGACAGUAAGAGGAGUUCUUGUAGUGCGAAUGGGAAUAUGUUUUCAGGUCAUUCACAGGUAGUUGCAGAGGAAAAUAAGAAGAGGAGGUCACCGACUUCAAGAGGAAGUGCCGAAGAAGGCAUGCUUUCGUUUACUUCAGGUGUGAUAUUGCCAUCCUCUUGUGUGGUGAAGUCAAGUGGUGGUGGUGGAGAUUCUGAUCACUCGGAUCUUGAAGCUUCAGUGGUUCGAGAGGCAGAUAGUAGUAGAGUGGUGGAACCAGAAAAAAGGCCUAGGAAGCGUGGGAGAAAACCGGCAAAUGGAAGGGAAGAGCCAUUGAAUCAUGUGGAGGCAGAGCGGCAGAGGAGGGAGAAGCUUAACCAGAGGUUUUAUGCCCUCCGAGCUGUGGUUCCAAAUGUGUCAAAGAUGGAUAAAGCCUCCCUUCUUGGUGAUGCAAUUUCAUAUAUCAAUGAGCUCAGGACAAAGCUACAAAGUGCAGAGUCGGACAAGGAGGACCUUCAGAAGGAAGUGAAUUCAAUGAAGAAGGAGUUGGCUAGUAAAGAUUCACAGUACUCCGGUUCAUCUCGACCACCGCCAGACCAAGAUCUCAAGAUGUCGAAUCACCACGGUAGCAAAUUGGUAGAAAUGGAUAUUGAUGUGAAGAUAAUCGGGUGGGAUGCCAUGAUUCGAAUUCAGUGUAGUAAAAAGAACCAUCCUGCUGCAAAGCUUAUGGGGGCUCUCAAGGAGCUGGACCUAGAUGUGAACCACGCGAGUGUGUCGGUGGUGAAUGAUUUGAUGAUCCAACAGGCAACCGUGAAGAUGGGAAGUAGGUUUUACACUCAAGAUCAGCUGAGGCUAGCCCUGUCAUCCAAAUUUGCAGACAGCAGGUAGGCGUUGCGUAUAGCUUAUUACACGACCCGGCCUGGGGUUUCAGUGUCAAAAAGGUUUAGGGCUCUGGGACAUUUUAAGGCUCCCAGAAGGCGAGCUCUGUAAAAUACACCACUCUUACCUGGUCUUUAGUAGUCUUUAGUAUAUAAUUGCAGUUGAGGCGAGUUUGUCUUUUAGGAUGAAGGAUCCGGCACCGGCAUCUGUUGAUUAAGAACAGCCCUAGCCCCUUUUUUGGUGUUCAUCUUUUGUUGUCAAUGUAUAUAAGUGUUUACCUGAUGAAGUUUCAGGGUUUUUAUUAGUGUACUAGCCUGCUUUUCUGUUUGCGAUAUUGAAAUCUACUAUAAUCUCUUGUAUCCUCUCUAGGAUUCUUUGUUGAUUGAGUUCAACUCUGAUGAAGGUAAUAAAGUCAGACAAAUUCAAUCUUGUUCA